Molecule: messenger RNA, 780 nt
Organism: Penicillium waksmanii
Lineage: Eukaryota; Fungi; Ascomycota; Eurotiomycetes; Eurotiales; Aspergillaceae
Exons: 1
Coding region: 1-780 (259 amino acids)
Source: RefSeq, a predicted model, not a curated record
AUGGACUGGCAGGCUAUCCCGGGAAUGGUCCUUUUGCAAACCGGUGGGAGCGAUUUCAUCAACUAUGCGAGAAAAGAAUGGCCCGAGCUAGCACUCCCAUGGGACGACGUGAGCAAAGCAAUCGACAUCUCAUGCCGCGCAACAGACCUCAGACAUGAGUUCAAAGCGGCUUAUCAGAAAUGGUAUGAAACACUCGUUCAAGGCUCUCAGACUCGGAACCAGGUGAUGAAAACAAAAGGCGCACUAAGGGAAUCUACGGAUCAACUCGAGAAAUCCAUGGAACAACUGAAGGGGAAUAUUCCAAAUGCUCACAAAGAACAUCCGCUGACACAAUUGAUUCGAGACGAACUUGAUGCAGUCCGAUCCAUGUCGAAUCGUACCCUCGCUUCAAAUGACCCUUUACCAUACGCUCCUUCAUGUCCCGCGAACAGGCGACCCAGUCGAACCUACACAGGCAUGGAUGACCCCAUCCUCCUUGCCGACUUUGCAAUAAUCGACCAUCACGUUGGGCUUGGCCUUCCGCCCGAAUCUGCAGACAUGGCUCUUGGUCGUCUGAAGGCGAAAGGAGGUGACAUGCUCUACGACGCAUUGCGCCGAAACGUGAAACUUGGCGUCAUAUCCGUCGCAGCCUCCGAUGCCUUUCCUGAAACAGACAAAGAUGCGAGCAUGCUGGUGGCACUUCGCCGUUUGGUUAAUUUGGAGUUUAAACAUUACAAUGAAGUCGAGGAGACGCUUUCGCAGCUCGUCCAGAGAUUUGGCGGUGGAAAGAAUACGGACUAG